AUGAUAUCCGACAACACAGAUACCAAAUAUCCCGGACCCAACGCAAACCAGACGGUGACCAGCGCGCAGCCAGAUCUGGGUUCAUUUUCCACAGAUUUGGAAAUCGUAUCACCAACCACAUCAGAGCACAGCCAAGUGUUCAAAAAGACGACAGAGGGCCCCAACUUCCGUGGUGUUAGCAUGUACGGUGCAGCAGUUUUAAUUGCCAAGUCACAAUUGGGACUAGGAGUGCUUGGUUUGCCAAGUACAUUGAAUGCUUUAGGAUUCUUGCCAGGAUUGAUCUCACUUAGUUGCUUGUGCUUGUUGAGCACCUAUACAGGCCUCAUCAUAGGGAAGUUCCGAAUCAGGCACCCGCACAUAUACUGCAUUGAUGACGCCGCAUACAUGUUGUUUGGAGGCGUGGCUCGAGAAUUGAUAGGUUGGGGAUUUUGGUUAUUUUACACUCUUUGUUAUGGUUCUGCAUUGCUCACCAUAUCCAUAGCCUUCAAUUCUAUCACGGGGUAUCCAGUGUGCACUGUUAUCUGGGUAGUUGUAGGAACUGUUGUUUCUUUUAUUCUUGGUGCUUCAAUCAGAACAAUGAGGGUGCUUUCCUUUAUGGGAUAUUUUGCCAUGUCAAGUAUUCUUCUUGCCGUUUGGAUUGUUGCAAUUGCAUGUUUAACUCAAGGAGUACCGGCCGCUGCUCCCGAGGGUGAACCAAUCAACAAGAUGAUCCAAGUUGCAGCCACAGGUGCUCGGUUCAACACGGUAGUUUCUGCUAUUGCUGUUCAAUUCUUUUCAUUAUGUGGCACAGCAUCCUUCUUUUCGAUCCAAGCUGAAAUGAGAGAUCCCAGACAGUAUGGGAGAUCAUUACUUAUGGGACAAGGUUUGGUCAUGUUCAACUAUAUUGUCCUUGCCAUAAUGGUAUAUGCCAAAGUUGGUCAGUACGUGGCAUCGCCGGCUUUGGGAUCUGCCGGAGAAUUGUUCAAAAAAAUCGCAUACGGGGUUGCUCUCCCGGGAUUGUUUUGGUCGUCGUUCUUCACGGCUCAUCUAGCAGCCAAGUAUUCUCUCAUACGAAUAUUGCGGGGGACCAAACAUUUGCAAAAUAACACCAAGAUCCAUUGGAUUACAUGGCUUGGUAUGAUUUUCAUUGUUAGCUCGGUCGGGUUUGUAAUAGCUGGAGCAAUUCCAUUCUUUAACAAUCUUGCGGCAUUAACAGCAGCAUUGGUGGGCACUUUGUUCACCUUAUUCAUUCCAGCGUGUAUGACAUUGUACGAACUUGGGCAUCAUAAACAUCACCAAGAUGAUCUGAGAUUAGCAUGGAUACGGCACUCAUGGAGAGAGAUCCAUAACUACAAGUUCUCAACCGGUCUAUCGAUGUUCUGCAUACUUGUUGCAAUCUUCAUUUGUGGUGGAGGUCUCUAUGGAGCCAUAUCUUCCACCGUUGAAGCGUACGCAAAUGGCACGGUGGACCGCGCAUUUUCUUGUGCCAACAAUGCCUAA
Messenger RNA from Lodderomyces theae, 1479 nucleotides. RefSeq lists its product as uncharacterized. Gene Ontology annotation, biological process: amino acid transmembrane transport. The record is from RefSeq and is a predicted model, not a curated record. NCBI's taxonomy places the organism in Eukaryota, Fungi, Ascomycota, Pichiomycetes, Serinales, Debaryomycetaceae. The coding region runs from base 1 to 1479 and encodes 492 amino acids. Gene Ontology annotation, cellular component: vacuolar membrane. The transcript has a single exon. Gene Ontology annotation, molecular function: amino acid transmembrane transporter activity.